This is a messenger RNA of Trypanosoma theileri, 1854 nucleotides long. Its product is annotated as putative phopshatase. Gene Ontology annotation, cellular component: cytosol. The record is from RefSeq and is a predicted model, not a curated record. Gene Ontology annotation, biological process: protein dephosphorylation. NCBI's taxonomy places the organism in Eukaryota, Euglenozoa, Kinetoplastea, Trypanosomatida, Trypanosomatidae. Gene Ontology annotation, molecular function: protein tyrosine/serine/threonine phosphatase activity. The coding region runs from base 1 to 1854 and encodes 617 amino acids. The transcript has a single exon.
AUGAUUGACUCCUUGAAAAAUAUACACUGGUAUCCUCCUCUUGAGCUAGUAACAUGUGAUGAAUCAAAGUCAUCUGAGCAUCUUGCUCCUUGGCUUGAAUUCAGUGAGGUAUUCCCUGGUUUUUUUCUAACAUGUGAAGAAACUGUGUGUAACCGUGUAACUGCACAAGAAAAAGGAAUUGCUCUCGUUUUAACCUUAAAUGGAGAAAGUCACUCAGCACCUUUCCGAGUUUAUGAAUACGCAGACGAUGUUCAACGUUGCGUUUAUCGUAAGUUACCCUCUUUGGAUGUCUUCCUAUCUCAACUUGAUGAAUAUACUUCUGUAGCUAUACCUGAAGAUUUUCAAAAACGAAAGGUUUUUAUACGUUCUGUUUGUGCAGAAGACUCACCAAUGUACGAUAUAAGUUCUCAUUUUGUUGAAAUGUGUGUAUUAAUUGAAUUAGUAAUGUUUAAUCGAAAAAAACUAUCGAUUGAUUCUACUUAUUUACCCGCAUUAACUGUUCACUGUCAAAUGGGUGUUAGUCGUUCUACAGCUAUAGUUUUAGCAUAUAUGAUGAAACGUUCUCAAUAUUCUAGGGAUGAUGCCCUCUCUAUGGUUAAAAAGGUACGAGCAGUGGCAAAUCCCAAUCCAGGCUUUCAAUCUCAACUUUCUCAAUGGGAGAAAAGUGGUUACUAUCGAGUUGUAGAUGAUGUUUCAGCUUUUCUUGUUGCAAAUGAGUUAAAUGAUCCUUACCGACUUAAAAUGUUUCUAGAAAAAUAUCUUUCGCUUAUAGUUCGUCAAAAUAAAUUGUCAUCAGAUAGGGAAUAUUCAGGUAUUAUUUUAUCGAAGGCAAAUCUUUCAGAUGAUGAUCUUCGUUUUAUUAUUUCAGGUUUUUGUAGCCAUAUUACUUUAUCAAUAGCUGAUGAAGUCUAUUUUGAUGUUCCCACAUUUUUUGAUAAUGUUUGCGAGAUGAUGACAAGUUUUAUUCACAACGUACCAACCACCUUGGGAUACAUUAUAAAAGAAAAUGUUGAAAGUUUUGAAGAUGCUUUUUAUUUUGAAAUGUUUAAAACAUUAAGUGAGGCCGGAUUUGCAAUAUUUCCUUCAGAUAUGGCUAGUGCAUUUUGCUCUUUUUUAGAAGCUAUUGACUGUAAACAUUUUUCAAGGAAUGAAUCAAAACGACCUCGAAUAAUCGAUUCUACAGGCAAAGUAAUUGGUAUAGCUCCUGAAGGAAUGAGUCUUUCAUUUACUUUUUUACCAUUUUUAGCUCCAUAUGCUGUGGGCUUUAUUCAACAACAUCGUUUAGAAUCAUUUGUGGGAAAAAAUUUGAGUACGGAACAGAUGGAAGACAUCUUAUAUAAAGUUUUAACUACGUUCCGGGAAAAUUUUUUAUUGACUUCUUCAGGUACAGGACUAUAUUUGGAUGAUACAUCUACUGAAAGUCGAUGGCAUGCAGGGUCACGACUUCGAUUUUUAGAGUUUGAUAUGGAAGUUCAAAUAAUGGAAAGUGUGGAGGAGGGUUUAACAUUAUCAGAAGCGGCGAAUCGUUUUAUGCAGUUAGAUAAGAUUGAUUCACAUGUUAUAUUGCAUUGGGUUCGAAAACUUACAGGUGCACUGAUAGGCGUGCGAUUCUUUUGUGAUGCUGUUGAUAGCUAUUUUAAUGAACAUAUUGCGAAAUUGUCAUUGGAUACAAAUAAUUAUUCAAUUGCGAAUAAAAUAGCUCCAUGGAAGGAGUUAUUGGAAAUAAUAGAGGAAGUAACUGCGGUUUACACAAAGAAAUAUGGAAGUUUACCUGAUCUUUUUGUGUGGAUUAAGAAAGAAUUAGAACCUUUGGUUUCAAAGGGUAUAGUUGCGUUUCCUCAAGAGUUGUACUAG